This is a messenger RNA of Nerophis lumbriciformis (worm pipefish), 2595 nucleotides long. It is a transcript of the gene pecam1b, whose product is annotated as platelet and endothelial cell adhesion molecule 1b. The record is from RefSeq and is a predicted model, not a curated record. Gene Ontology annotation, cellular component: external side of plasma membrane. Gene Ontology annotation, biological process: immune response; cell surface receptor signaling pathway. Lineage: Eukaryota; Metazoa; Chordata; Actinopteri; Syngnathiformes; Syngnathidae. Gene Ontology annotation, molecular function: transmembrane signaling receptor activity.
GUGGCUGAGGUAGAGCGCCACCUUAGUGCCACCCCGUCUACCAACCACAUCCCAAACCCAAAUCAACACUCAUCAGUCAGAGAUCCAUUAGGAUCCACGAUCAUUGGUAGGACCAUUGGAGAGCUCCUCAGACAGAAUGGAUUACUUUCUACUGCUGCUUACUUCCUUGCUCAUAUGCAACCACUUUCACCCGUGGAGAGGAGCGGACGCACAGUCCAGUUUCACCAUAAGAGACAUCAGCAUAUCUCUUGAGCCCAGUUCUGAUGUGGCGCGGGGAACCAAUGUGACCGUGAGAUGCCAGGCACUGGUCAGCAUCUCAGGCACAGAGCCGCUGAGUCGUGAGUACAAAAUCUACAAGGACGGCAUCACGGUGUACACAAAGAACAUGGGCAGCUCAGACGACCUCCUGUACCGACUGCCUGACGCCAGAGUAUCCAACACGGGCAAGUACAAGUGUCAGAUCAACAUUGAUGGCCGGGGGAUGACAAGCGAAAGCAAGAAACUCAAAGUGACAGGUUUGUCAGCACCACAGUUCCAUUUUAACAAGGGUGUGGUCAGUGAGGGGGAGGAGCUAACUGCCAAAUGCACUGCACCGGGUGAGACGGGCUCCAUUAUUUUCUACUUCUAUGACAACUCCAAGGAGAUCCGGGAGGAGCGGGUCAACUCCAACAUGUCAGAGGUCAAACUUCACUUCAACAGCGUUGGCAUCCACAAGCUGUACUGUUCCUACACCAUCCCCGUGACGCCGGACUCCUUUCAGUCCGACAAAAGUCAACCACUCACACUUACCGUCAAAGAGCUUUUGAUCACGCCGGUUUUGGAGAUUUUCCCGAACAACAACAUCUACGAAGGAGACAGACUUGACAUCUUGUGCACUAUCAGAAACCUUGUGUACAACUCCGGGAAUGUCCACCUCUACCUGAGCCGAGGGACCCAGCUUCUCAGCAGGGGGGACACCAACGUUAACCACAGCAUGAUCGCACUGGCCAAGGACUCUGAGGAAUUUGAGUGCAGACUGGAAAUGGGGAAGGUCGUCAAAGUAGACACAAAAAAGGUUCCGGUGAUUGAGCUCUUCUCAGUGCCCACUCUGACGAUGUCUCCCAAAGAAGUCUUUCACAAGGAAAACAUGACAUUGACCUGUAAAAGUAGCAGCUAUGCUUCAGAGAGGCUCCACAGGGACCAGUUGACCUACAGUUUAGAUCCGCCAGGAAGCCUUCUGAUACCAAAGAUCACUGGAGUCUUUUUUGUCAAGGCUUUGCUCUAUGAGUUCAACUACACCUGCAUAGCUCAAGCAAAGGGCAUCCGCAAAUACAGUAAACCGUUGACGGUCCGUCCUAAAGUAACUGUCUCCACUCCAAGGAUAUCAGUGGUAGGCAGGGCUGUGCUGGGAAGACCUUUCAAGGUCCUCUGCCAGUCAGACGCCGGCAGCCUGCCCAUAAACUACACCCUGUUUAAGGAGUACGAGGAACUGAGCAAAGCGAGCGUCAAACGUCCCUUUGAACAAGCGCUCUUCACCGUCACCAUCGACAGGCCGGAAGAUAUCAACAAAUUCAUGUGUGAGGCCAAGAACAGUCCUCUCAGCAGCUCAGAAAUCCCUCUCAGCAAAAGACUGGAUGCAACUGUUGUUGUGCCUCUGUCACAUCCCACCCUCACCGUCAUCCCCGUUCUGCCAGAAAUUGCUGAAGGAGAUCACGUCUUCAUGAUAUGUAGCGUUAAAGGCACCCCGCCCGUCACAUUUAAGUGGUACUAUGACGGCAAAGACAAGCCGAUCUUCACCACCACCUCGGACAAAAACAACACGGACUAUCAGAUCCCAGCGCUGUCCAAAGAGCACAGUGGUACCUACUACUGUGAGGCCAUCAAUCACGCCAACAAUGUGGUCCGGAGCGCACCGAUAAUUAUAGAGGUGCGUCUGGCAUCGUGGAAGAAAGCGCUGAUCAUUGGCUUCAGCCUGCUGGUGGUGACGGUGCUGGUGGUGGUGUGUGUGCUGUGCUUCAGGGCCAAGAGAGGCAAAAGGGAGGCAGCUGCUGAAUUGUCAGUAAAGCCUUCGAGCCCUAAAUCCGAUGAUUCUUUAACAGUGAGUCUAACCCGCGACACCGAGGUUUAUAACGAAGCCCCAGGUAAGGUGGAGCGAGUGGACAUCAGUGUGUGGAGUGAGCGGCCCCCCCAGGCAGCACACGAGGAGGAGAGCAGCAUGGUGUCCAACGAGCCGGACGUGGAAUACACGGAGGUGGUACAUCCUCAGCAGGCGGACAACGCCAGAGCAGCAGCAGCAGUUCCGCUGCGGAAAGGCACUGAAACAGUUUACAGCGAACUCCAGAAGUCUGCACUCGGCGCUGCUGAGCAUCAUGAUUAUGGUUGCGUGGAGUAUGCUGAUCUCAAUGGCGAACACGCAAAUAUGAAUCAUCGCCAAUCAGGAAUCAACAACUGCCAGGAUCUGCCAGUUCCAGUUGAUUAGGAGAUACGGCUUCAUCACACGCCGUUCUGUUUCCACUCCCACUUGCACUCACAAAUCAUGCACACACUCCUGUAGAAGCACUACUUUUCAUUCAGUAACAUGAUUUUCAUUUUCAAUAAAAGCAUGUGUCACAUUUU